Molecule: messenger RNA, 5586 nt
Organism: Hylaeus anthracinus
Lineage: Eukaryota; Metazoa; Arthropoda; Insecta; Hymenoptera; Colletidae
Product: neuronal acetylcholine receptor subunit alpha-7-like
Exons: 12
Coding region: 2227-3924 (565 amino acids)
Biological process (GO): chemical synaptic transmission; signal transduction; regulation of membrane potential
Cellular component (GO): postsynaptic membrane; neuron projection; synapse
Molecular function (GO): transmembrane signaling receptor activity; acetylcholine-gated monoatomic cation-selective channel activity
Source: RefSeq, a predicted model, not a curated record
AAGUACUCUGAUCUAUAGGACAUGACUUUUAACAAUUGAUUUAUCAAAAAAAGUUCCCUUCACAACUUACUUAAUUUGAAGAUUACGGAAUACUCUAUAGUAGAGUAUUGGAAACAACAAUAUUCUACAUUAAGACUGUUUCUAAAUAGGCUGGUAGUUGAAGUGUCAAUAUUGUCAUUUCCUCAAUCAACAUCAUUUAUUGCUUUAUAAAUGCCAACGACAAUAUGGAAAAUCGGAGUUCCACCUAGAAUCACUAUCUAUCACGAAUAAAAAAUAGCAUCGCGAUUGAACUCACACCAACUACAAUUUCACUAAACUUCCGACUUCUAAACUAUAUCAAUGCUUCUCUUAUCAAAUCUCAUAGCUAUAACUCAACUAUAAUUAUACCAUGCGAGGCAGCGCUUUCCCGCUGUCCACGUUUCAACACAAAUGCGGUAAAGUGCGACAUUAAUGCGACUUUGGCGUGGGAUCACCAGCGAUUAAGGAGGCAAGCGACGGGGAUCGAGACUCGCUCGAUUCGAGAAGCUUUGAUUCAACGAUCCCGACGGAAACUGAACGAAGCCUCAACGGGACGCGAGAUCCCUGGAUCGGGAUCAAUCGCGUAGGAGGGAAAUCUUCGCGAGAGUAAUUCCUCGAGCUCCCCUGCAUCUCGCGUCCACGUACGAGUCGAAGACUUGCGCGGGGGGAGGAGGAGUCACGGUGGCUCAGGUACGAAGAAAGGAGUCGAAACGGUGGCUCGGAACGGAGAUCGACACAAAGGCGAAUCGGAGCAUCGGGGCGUUAAGAGGACUCCGAGAUGACGGUAUCCUUCCGCAUACGGUUCUCUGUUGACUGAAGUGACUUAAGUCAACGCCGCGCGCACCUAUGGACUGGCACACCACGUUCGCCAGCAUGCGUCACAAGAGGGACGGAAAGAACGCGACGUUCGCGAGAGGGGGUGGCCAAAGGAUGAAGAAGGAGAGCCCCGAGCGAAAGAGUGAGACAUCCAAUGAGCAGCUGGAAGCGGAGCGAGAGAGUCCGGUGCGUGUAGCGGCGAAGGGUUUAAGUAUAAGGAUACCGAGGCAUGCGCCGUCCUAUCAUAUUGAUCUCGCCAUAGUAACGAUUCUCUCUUCUCCGGCGAUGUUGGCAUGCACUAUAGCAGCGGUACGAAGAGGGAAACCCGACGAGAACGGCGGAAGGGGGUUGUACCGCAUGGUAUACCAUGCCACCCAACGAUGCGCGGAUGUGGGCCGCACAGGGAUGAACGAGAACGACCGACGGGAGAAAGGGUAAACCGAGCGAGAUGGAAGCGUUGGUGGGAAGAGGAGGGAAACUCGCAGAGAGAGCCACCGACAGGGUGAAAAGGAGAGGAGAGACGUCAGUGGCGGUAGGCCACGCAGGGCGCUAGCGCCAAAGAGAGCCGAGGUGGCGAUACCGCGCGGCGCUGCAGCCAGACGAAAAUCAGUCCAGCGUUGGUCGCCGGCGAGGGCGCAUCUGACAACCCUGUGACAGGAUACGGGACAUCCGAGGAUAUUAGGGAAAUCGAACGUCCGCGAACAAGCGUUGAACCGGAAACUGGAUCGAGGGAGAAGGGAUGUCGACCGAGCUGGCGUCACGGUUCUGAUAGUCAGACGCGCUCCGAGAUUCGGCGAGGAUCGGGCGAAUCGGUUCGCGGAUUAGCUGUUUCGCGUUGUGACGCGUCGAAGAGCGCGAGUUGUCCGUGGUAUUGCGCGACGACUGCACCAUUUUCGAGGAGAAAAAAAAAAAGGGGGAACCGUAGCUCGGUGGAAGGAAUCAGUCGCUGGGCCAGGUCGAGAGUAACAACGAGCAAGCGAGAGAGAGAGACGAAGAAGAGAUGUCCUCGAUGCCAAACGACGAUGCCGCGCGAAGGCAAAACGUCAUCGGAGCUUAGUGCGUGCGGGGUUGUCGCGCGGGGACACGCUGCAGGUCCGCGGAGACUGUCACGUGCCCCUGAUAGAGAGAAAACGAUGCUAUUGGUGUGUUCGAGACACGCACGUUCGGGUGGACCCUGAGAAGACCGUAGGACGAACGGUCAAUUCUCGACUUCUUGGGAGUUCCGAGUGCCUACGAUACGAGUGGUACCGUUUCUGUCCGACGCGUCUGCAGCCACGUGCGAGGACAACCGAACGGUGAGGAGGCGGAGGAGGCGGAGAAGAAGCCGGUGGUGGCGGAGGUGGUGGUGAUCGAGGAAGGAGCUAGCCGCUCCGAUUCCUCAAUCGUGCAAACAUGAGACGUUGGACUUUGAUAGCGUUUAUAGCCCUGGCUGCAUUCGGGCUGGUAAAUGGCGGUUUACACGAGAAACGGCUGCUAAACGACCUGCUGGAUACGUACAACGUGCUGGAGCGUCCUGUGGGCAAUGAGUCCGACCCCCUCGUGUUGAGUUUCGGCCUUACACUUAUGCAAAUAAUCGACGUUGACGAGAAGAAUCAACUGCUCAUCACAAAUCUUUGGCUGAAAUUGGAGUGGAAUGACGUGAACAUGAGAUGGAACGUGUCGGAGUACGGGGGUGUGAGAGACCUCAGGAUCCCGCCACACAGACUUUGGAAACCUGACGUUCUCAUGUAUAACAGCGCGGAUGAGGGGUUCGACGGCACUUAUCCAACGAACGUCGUCGUCAAGGACAAUGGAACCUGCUUGUACGUACCGCCCGGUAUAUUCAAGAGCACUUGCAAGAUAGACAUUACUUGGUUCCCCUUUGACGAUCAACGCUGUGAAAUGAAAUUCGGCUCCUGGACGUACGACGGCUUCCAGUUGGACCUGCAACUGCAAGACGAGGCCGGCGGUGACAUCAGCAGUUUCAUCACUAACGGCGAGUGGGAUCUGUUAGGAGUGCCCGGAAAGAGGAACGAAAUUUACUAUAAUUGCUGCCCAGAACCGUACAUAGAUAUUACGUUCGUGGUCAUCAUUAGAAGGCGAACUCUUUACUAUUUCUUCAACUUGAUCGUGCCAUGCGUCCUGAUUGCUAGUAUGGCCGUUCUGGGAUUCACCUUGCCGCCAGACUCUGGCGAGAAGCUCUCUUUAGGGGUAACCAUUCUAUUGUCCCUCACUGUGUUCCUGAAUAUGGUCGCCGAGACAAUGCCAGCGACGUCGGAUGCCGUGCCACUAUUGGGGACGUAUUUCAACUGCAUCAUGUUCAUGGUGGCCAGCAGUGUUGUCAGCACCAUCCUUAUUUUGAAUUACCAUCACCGAAACUCUGAUACCCACGAAAUGUCCGAUUGGGUGAGAGUGAUAUUUCUUGACUGGCUGCCUUAUGUACUUUGUAUGUCACGACCGACUGAUAAAGAAGAGAAGGAGACGCAAAAGUCUCAGAAACCGUCUCCAGUCACCGGUAAUAUAGUGACACGAAAAAGCAUCGACACAAGUACUAGCAAGACAUACGGCGACCUGGAGCUUCAUCAGAGAAGCAGCAAGUCCCUCAUAGCGAACGUCCUGGACCUCGAGGACAACGCCUUGGCGUCCCACAAUAACCUCCUGAACAAUGUGUACAGUACACCUGGCCCCCACCACCACACGAUAGGCCAUGGGCACAGCCACAUACAUGCGACACCUCAUCAUCAUCACAGCCACGUUGCGACGCCGCAUCAUCAACACGCAACGCCAUUGGCGCACACCUCUUAUCCGGCGCACCAGAUCGGUCACACGCCGCAUCAUCAUCAACAUCCACCGGAAACGCCUGGUCCACAGGUCGAAACGAUACUUCAGAACGCGUGUUUUUGUGCCAGAUACGAGCUCAUCCUGAUCCUGAAAGAGAUCAAGAUAAUAACGGAUCAGCUGAAGGCGGACGAGUUGGACACGAAGGUGACGAACGACUGGAAGUUCGCGGCGAUGGUGAUCGACAGAAUGUGCCUAAUCAUUUUUACUCUGUUCACCAUCAUCGCUACCAUCACCGUCCUACUGACGGCGCCGCACAUCAUCGUCACGUGAUUCAAAAAACUCAGGCAGCCGCCGGAGGGUCGGAGGUCGACGAGGAUCGUGCACUGGCGCGGCGUUACGGUGCGGAUGACGACGAACACGACGAAGACCUCGCACGCGACGGACGUCACGGAUGCGUCGGAAACGACGGGCCAUCGCGAACGACGCCCAAAACGACGCAUCCACUCAUGGACGUUCGCCACGGGGUCACGCUUCAAGCUCGUGCGUUGUCACGUUUCGGGAGAUCUGCGCCGCGAUAGGAUGAAAACAAUGCGAAGAUUAUGCUCUUCGUUCUUUACGAUACUUAAGAAAUAUCUCAUCAUGUAGUUCAUUCCACGAGGACGCCUUAGCGAGACACGUUGAUAAUGCGCCUACAUGGAGGGCGUGGAAAGGAUACACACACACGUACACUCACAUGAAACACCGAUACGCGUGGCACGCGGAUGAUCAGGGUUGGGGAUCUUUGCGACUCUUUCGUUCGCUCGAGUUUGGUUUGAUUUUGUACUUUUGCUAAUGGCUGUCGAUGAAAUGUCUAGGUGUUGAUUAACUCAUAAUCCAAGGCGUGGAUCAGGGAACUGGUUGGUAUUUAUUAUAGAUUUACUCCACUGUACAAUUCGACAAUGACUUCGUAUUUAUUCCUGAACUGUUUCCAACUUAUCCUGAGUAAUUCGAAAGAGAACACUCAAGAAACAAUUACAUGUAUAUUUCGCAGUCAAAAGGAAUAUGUCACGCAUGACCAGAUACACUUCUAUCGAGAGCAAUAAAAUUAAAUUGACUUUGCCUCAGAAAUUCAUAGUAUCAGUCUAUUAUUUCAAAUGCACAAAGGUCUAUUGGUAAAACAAAAUGAGAAAUAUCCUUUCACAGACUUCUUCCACGAUGUCACACAUGUAUGUUCACCAGACUUAUUUUAUUCAUCUCGCAAUGCUAUAUAAGUUUGUUCCUAUUGAUCAUUCAAUUUAUUCUGUAUUUUUGUAUGAAUCGUUCCUUCCGCCCAGUUUUCAACCAAUAGGAUUAAUCACACCACUGAUUUUUUCCACUGACAAAGAAUCAUUCAAUCGCGUAGUGGAAAUCAAUGUAUUUACAAAAAAAAAAGAAAUUCCGCCUCCUGAACUCGCGAAAAAAAUAAUUCCGUUGAAACCCGAAAACCGUUUAUCUUUCUAGUUUGUUUCUGCAAUAGCUUGCAAUCGAGAUGCAAAUAGAACCGCGUGUAUAGGUGCGUCAUAUACACAAAUACACACGCACAUACACACACGUACAUACGCGCCCAAGCGCAAACUGAACACGAAAACACAGAGCACUGAGGACCGUCGAAGCGUUUGAAUUUGUUAAAGGAUAAAUCGAGUUUUCGGGACGCGGUCCACGGUCGCGAAACGAUUUUCCGUUUUGGCCCUGGUGUCCGUCCCAAAAACGAGAGAGCAUCUCAUAGGAAGGAGAGAGAGGGAGAGAUACAAACGAGAGAGCGAAUAGCUGAAGAAGGGUACACUGCUCCUUUUAUUGUGCUUAAAGAGAUAAAAAAAAAAACGAGACGAAACCGAAGCAAAACACGAUUAAGAGCAAAGCGCACACACAUUAAAUAAUUCCGAAAACCUGAAAAUGCAAAAAAAAAGAAGAAGAAGAAGAAAUGAAAAAUAAAAACGAGACGAGAGAGAGAGAGCGAGAGAGAGAGAGAGAGAG